UGUCCUAAUUGAUAUAAAAUAUUCUGCGUUUAUGUAUAUUCUUUAUUCAUUACUUUAAACACAAUGUGUACUUUAUACUGAAUAUUGAUUGAUGUGCUUUUAACACAUGUUGGUCCUAACAUAACAUAACCUAGUUUUUUCAUAAACAUUCGUGGCAGAUUGUAAGCGAUAUAAGCGAUUGUAAGCGAUAUAAGAGACUUUUCAUUAUGUAUUCUAUAUGUAAAAGUACUCAUCCUGCGACCGGAGUCGAACAUGCAAUCACUUGUCAUUUUUUCAAUCGUAUUGAAAAAUGUCUGGUUGUUGCCGGUGCGAAUGUUAUACGUGUUUUUCGCCUAAUUCCGGAUAUCGAUGUGACAAAAAAGGAGAAAUAUACAGAAACACGCCCUCCUAAGAUGAAGUUAGAAUGUUUGGCACAAUAUACUUUGCAUGGAAACAUUAUGUCCAUGCAGGCUGUCCAUCUUAUUGGAUCACAAAGGGAUUCUUUACUAUUGAGUUUUCGUGAUGCAAAACUGUCUGUUGUAGAAUAUGAUCAGGAUAUUCAUGAUCUAAGGACUGUAUCCUUGCAUUAUUUUGAAGACGAAGAAAUAAGAGAUGGAUGGACAAACCAUCAUCAUAUACCUAUUGUGAGGGUAGAUCCUGAAGGAAGAUGCGCAGUAAUGUUAAUAUAUGGUAGAAAAUUAGUUGUACUACCAUUUCGUAAAGAUCCUAGCCUUGAUGAUGGUGAUUUGCUUGAUACUGCAAAAUUUGCAUCCUCCAAUAAAACUCCCAUCUUAUCUUCAUAUAUGAUAGUAUUAAAAACACUGGAAGAAAAAAUGGAUAAUGUGAUAGAUUUACAGUUUUUACAUGGAUAUUAUGAACCUACAUUAUUAAUUUUAUAUGAACCAGUGAGAACAUUUUCAGGGCGCAUUGCAGUAAGACAGGACACUUGUGCAAUGGUUGCCAUAUCUCUGAACAUUCAGCAAAGAGUUCAUCCCAUCAUUUGGUCCGUUUCUAAUUUGCCAUUUGAUUGUUAUCAAGCUGUGCCUGUGAAGAAACCACUAGGUGGUACAUUGAUAAUGGCAGUCAAUUCACUUAUUUAUUUGAACCAGAGCAUUCCACCUUAUGGAGUAUCGCUUAACAGUUUAGCAGACACGAGUACAAAUUUCCCACUGAAACCACAAGAUGGAGUGAAGAUAAGUUUGGAAGGAGCCCAGGUUGCAUUUCUGUCAGCAGAUCGUUUAGUCAUCUCCUUGAAAAGUGGAGAACUAUACGUUUUGUCUCUUUUUGCUGACAGUAUGCGAUCUGUGCGUGGAUUUCACUUUGACAAGGCUGCCGCUAGUGUAUUAACAUCAUGCGUGUGCAUGUGCGAGGACAAUUAUCUCUUUCUUGGCUCUCGACUCGGUAACUCACUGUUAUUACGAUUCACGGAGAAAGAACCAGAAACUGUAAGAAGUCUGAACGAUGGCGAGAUUAACAUCGAAGAUGAGAGCGAGGAAACUCCGGCUAAAAAAGCGAAGCAUGAUUUCCUCGGUGACUGGAUGGCAUCCGAUGUGUUAGACAUUAAAGAUCCAGAAGAAUUGGAAGUGUAUGGCAGUGAAACGCAUACAUCCAUUCAAAUCACUUCAUAUAUUUUCGAGGUGUGCGAUAGUCUGUUAAAUAUCGGACCGUGUGGAAAUAUUUCCAUGGGAGAACCAGCUUUUCUGUCGGAAGAAUUCGUACACAAUCAAAAUCCCGAUGUAGAGCUCGUGACGACGUCUGGGUAUGGUAAAAACGGUGCGCUGUGUGUACUUCAACGUUCCAUACGUCCUCAGGUCGUGACAACGUUUGAACUACCAGGUUGUGAGGACAUGUGGACUGUCAUUGGUACAUUAAAUAAUGAUGAGCAAGUCAAAUCAGAAACAGAAGGAUCUCACGCUUUCUUAAUAUUGAGCCAAGAAGAUUCUACUAUGAUAUUGCAAACUGGUCAAGAAAUCAAUGAAGUAGACCAGAGCGGAUUCAGCACACAAGGAAGCACAAUAUUCGCCGGAAAUCUUGGUGUCAAUAGAUACAUAGUGCAAGUCACUCAAAUGGGAGUGCGUCUCUUGCAAGGCAUCGAACAAAUCCAACAUAUGCCCAUAGAUCUUGGCUGUCCAAUUGUACAUGCGAGUUGUGCCGAUCCAUACGUAACGUUACUUUCGGAAGAUGGACAAGUGAUGCUGUUGACACUCAGAGAAGUUAGAGGCACAGCGAAAUUGCACGCACAGCCCGCAAAUUUAUUGUUUCGUCCGCAGAUAGAGGCAUUAUGCGCUUACAGAGAUGUAAGUGGGAUUUUUACGACACAAUUGCCCGAAAGUGCAGAAGACGAGCAUCCUGAAGAGGAGCAUAACGUAGAAGAACCGUCGAUAAUCGGCAAUAUCGAUAACGAGGAUGAUCUCUUGUAUGGCGACGCACCGGCAUUUCAAAUGCCCGCACCGUCGUAUCCAAAAACGGACGGAACCGCAAAGAAAAUGCCUUGGUGGCAGAAGCACUUGCAAGAAAUUAAACCUACUUACUGGUUAUUCGUAUACAGAGACAGCGGCACACUGGAGAUUUAUUCGUUACCUGACUUACGAUUGUCUUACCUCAUUCGCAACUUCGGCUACGGCCAGUACGUGUUACACGAUAGCAUGGAAUCUACGACUCUGCAAUCGGCACUAGUCAACGAGACCCCCAACCCCGAAAUGCAGGUUCGUGAGAUCUUGAUGGUCGCUCUGGGACAUCAUGGAAACCGCCCUAUGCUCCUGGUACGUCUCGACUCGGAGUUACAAAUUUAUCAAGCUUACAAGUAUCCAAAGGGGCAUCUAAAGCUGAGGUUUAAGAAAUUAGAUCACGGCAUUAUCCCAGGACAUUUGAGCCGGAAACCAAAAGAGGAAGAUAUGCCAACUAACACGAGCGCAACACGCAUCUGUAUGAUGCGUUAUUUCAGCAAUAUCGCCGGGUAUAACGGAGUAUUCAUAUGCAGCGAUUAUCCACACUGGAUAUUUUUAACGGGGCGCGGUGAACUUCGCACACAUCCGAUGGGCAUCGAUGGCUCUGUCACGUCUUUCGCCGCUUUUAAUAACAUUAAUUGUCCACAAGGUUUUCUAUACUUUAACAGGAAGGAGGAGUUGAGAAUAUGCGUUUUACCGACUCAUUUGUCUUACGACGCACCAUGGCCAGUUAGAAAAGUACCAUUACGAUGUACACCGCAUUUCGUUACGUAUCAUCUCGAGAGCAAAACUUAUUGCGUCAUAACUAGCACAGCGGAACCUUUGAAAAGCUAUUACAGAUUUAAUGGCGAAGACAAGGAAUUUACAGAAGAGGAGCGUCCGGAAAGAUUUCUUUAUCCGUCCCAAGAACAAUUUUGCAUCGUAUUAUUCUCUCCAGUUUCAUGGGAAACUAUUCCCAAUACGAAAAUCGAGUUGGAUCAAUGGGAGCAUGUGACUUGCCUGAAAAACGUGUCUCUAGCAUACGAAGGAACGAGAUCCGGUCUGAAGGGUUACAUAGUAUUGGGAACAAAUUACAAUUACGGCGAAGAUAUCACCAGUAGGGGUCGGAUAUUUAUAUUUGAUAUCAUCGAAGUAGUACCUGAACCAGGUCAGCCAUUAACGAAAAAUAGAUUCAAGCAGAUCUAUGCGAAGGAACAAAAAGGUCCUAUAACUGCUAUAACACAAGUAUCCGGAUUUUUAGUAUCAGCUGUUGGUCAGAAGAUAUAUAUUUGGCAGUUGAAAGAUAACGACCUUGUUGGAGUUGCAUUUAUUGAUACUCAGAUCUAUAUUCAUGAAAUGCUAAGCAUAAAAAGUCUGAUUCUGAUAGCAGAUGUAUAUAAAUCGAUUAGUUUGCUAAGAUUUCAGGAGGAAUACAGGACGCUUUCCCUCGUCAGUAGAGUGAGUAGUAGUGUCAGUACAGACUUUAGACCAGCAGAAGUGUACACGAUAGAAUAUUUAAUUGAUAAUACAAGUCUAGGUUUUUUCGUCGCUGACGGAGAAAAUAAUUUAGCUCUAUUUAUGUAUCAACCGGAGUCCAGAGAGAGCCUCGGAGGCCAAAAAUUAAUUAGAAAGGCGGAUUUUCAUUUAGGGCAAAAAAUAAAUACCUUCUUCCGUAUCAGGUGUAGAGUCACCGACCUUGCGAACGAUAAGAAGCAUUUUUCUGACGCUGACAAGAGGCACGUUACAAUGUUUGCAUCGUUAGAUGGGAAUCUUGGUUAUGUUUUGCCAGUACCGGAAAAAACAUAUCGGAGGUUACUUAUGUUACAAAAUGUGCUGGUGACGCAUAUUUGUCAUAUCGCCGGCUUGAAUCCAAAAGCAUAUCGCACGUAUAAAAGUUACAUACGAAAUCAAGGUAAUCCAGCAAGAGGCAUUAUUGAUGGCGACUUGGUUUGGCGCUACCUUUUCUUACCCAAUAAUGAGAAAGCAGACGUAGCCAAGAAAAUCGGGACGCGCGUCCAAGAGAUUAUCGAAGAUAUUACGGAAAUCGAUCGACAAACAGCCCACUUUUAGACACAGUUGUAUUAUAUUUAAUUAGAGUUUUAUAUUAUUUUUGUACCAAUUACCUGAGGGGAAUAGUAUAGAUCUUUGUCGCAUAUCAAAACGAAAUGUUAAAUGCACAUAACAGUAUGUACGUCUUGAAGUUGUAGGAAUUUUACUUCAGUUGUUUAAUUCAAACAUUGCGUCGACAAAAACAUCAUUGAACUUAAAUUUAUGAUGCUUUAACACAAUACAAGUGUAGUUUAUAUAUUUACUUAUACAAAACGAUAAUACUUUAUAGUAGUUUUGGCUAGAUAAAAAUAAAAUAAAAAUAAAUUGACAAAGUAUUUAUCACAGACAUACACACACAUAUAUAUAUGUAACAAGAUUUUAAGCGAUUGAGAUAUCAGCAUUAUUGUGCAUGAGAGAGAAAGACAUAUCUUCUCAAAUGCGUCGGUCUUUUGCAUUAUCCAUCACUCCCAGACGAAGCAUUGUCGAGCGACGGGUAACUAGACGAGAAACUCAAAGAUGUAUGUAGCACUUGAAGAUCUUGUAAUUAUAUAUAUACUAUAAAUAUGUAAAAAAAUAUUAAAUUUUUCAAAUUUUUUAAGAUAUGUAUAAACGAUGAUUGUAAUUGCAUAACAAAUACGAUGUAGUAAGUACAAGUUUCGAAAUUAUAUGACAAAUCAGUGUUACUUAUUGAUCAAACAAUUUAUGAGCUAUGAAAGCUGAUCGUGUCAAGAGAGUUUCGUAAAUAUACUGUUUACUUUUUAUAUUUUGUAAGUUGGAUUUCUUUUUAUAUAUCAGUAAGUACCUCAGUAUGCAUGUAUGCGUGUGUGUAUAUGUA
This is a messenger RNA of Dinoponera quadriceps, 5289 nucleotides long. RefSeq names its product cleavage and polyadenylation specificity factor subunit 1 (gene CPSF1). The transcript has 21 exons. Bases 207 to 4475 code for a protein of 1422 amino acids. NCBI's taxonomy places the organism in Eukaryota, Metazoa, Arthropoda, Insecta, Hymenoptera, Formicidae. The record is from RefSeq and is a predicted model, not a curated record. Gene Ontology annotation, cellular component: nucleus; mRNA cleavage and polyadenylation specificity factor complex. Gene Ontology annotation, molecular function: nucleic acid binding; protein binding.